Messenger RNA from Owenia fusiformis, 998 nucleotides. NCBI's taxonomy places the organism in Eukaryota, Metazoa, Annelida, Polychaeta, Sabellida, Oweniidae. The record is from the annotation of a GenBank genome assembly.
AAAAACUAGUUGCAUAUUGGGCAAUGGACUGAAUGCCAAUAUGUUCAAUUGGGCAAUCAUAUUUUCAACCUAAGUUAUGAACCCUUCAUUUCUGUGUUUACAUGGUACUCCAUUUACAAGGCUUAUCUGUCUAGCAUUAGAACAGAUGAAAUACAUGAGAUUGAACACAGGGGCCCUGAUGCCAAUGGUUGGCCUUGGGACUUACAAACUGCCAUCAGGAGAGUUACUAAGACAGGCGUUGGAGUGUGGGUACAGACACAUAGACACCUCACCUACUUACAACACAGAGGAGACCAUCGGAGAAGUGAUUACAAGCCAUAUCAAUCAAGGUUUGCUCCAAAGAAAGGAUUUGUUCAUAACAACUAAGAUACCAAACAACAAAAUGUCACCAGAAGAUGUUCCCAAGAGUCUCGUGAGAUCUCUGAGCAAACUCCAAACCGAUUAUGUAGACAUGUUGUUGAUACACAUGCCGUUUGGUUUUAAGGGAACCAAUGAGGAUGAUCUAUGUCAUUACAACAUCCUAGAAACAUGGAAAGCUAUGGAGAAACUUCAAAAGAACCAACUGACAAAAUCUAUUGGGGUUUCAAACUUUACAAUUUCUCAACUGCAAAUGUUAAUUGAUAGGAGUGACACAACCCCAGCUAAUGUACAGCUGGAAUGCCAUGUGUAUUACCAGGUACCACAUUUGCAAAAGUUUUGCUCAGAAAAUGAAAUUGUGAUGUCAGCGUACAGUCCACUUGGUGCCAUGAACCGCCCGAAAAGAUAUUUCAGCCAAGAUGAUCCCAUUCUUCUGGAAGAUGAUGUCAUAAAGAGAAUAGCUAAUGUGCAUGAUAAAUCCCCAGCUCAAAUCUUGCUGAGGUUUCUACACCAGCAAGGACUUAUUGUCAUACCUAUGAGUGACAAAAAUAUACAUUUGGAAGAAAAUAUUGCGAUUUCAGAGUUUGAGCUCACUGACAAAGAUAUAGAAGAUAUCAUAGCUUUAGACAGGAACUUCAAAU